AUGGCUAUUACCGAUAUGCUCAAUCGCCGAGUGCGAGCUCGGCCAGAAGAGGAAGAAGACUUCUCCGAGGCAUCAGGCUCGGACAAUGCCUCACAAGAUGGCUCCGAUGCCGAAUCCAACGGCUCCAUCCAAUCACAGUCUGAUGACUCCGAUGCUGAAAGCGCAGGCGCAGGUUCCGAGUCAGAAGCCAGCAACUCAGACAUCGAAGAAGAACCCGAACCCGAAUCCGACAACGGCGACGACUUCAAAGCCUCUCUAGCGGAGAUUUCCUUCGGCGCCCUCGCAAAAGCACAAGCCUCGAUGCGCGAAAAGAAGCGCAAAGAUAGACAUGCUGCGAAAGAAGAGAACAACACAGCAUCAUCCACAGUAGACGAGAUCCGUACGAAGCUGCGCGAAGCUCGCGAGCAAAAGCUCGCGGCGGCCGAAAAGGCCAAACGCAAGGAAGAGAAGAGCCGAACUUCGAAGCAUGCGCCGAUGGUACAAUCGUCCAAACGGGCCGUGACGCGCAAGCGCAUCGCAGUGGAACUUCCACCCGCGCCCAAGUCUCGGGAUCCGCGCUUUGAUGCGGCGGUUAUGGGUCACAGUGGAGUGGGCAAGCACCCGCAUGGUGGAACUGCGUAUGCUUUCCUGGAUGAGUACCGGGCGUCUGAGUUGAAGGAUCUCAAGGAGCAGAUGGCGAAGACGAAGAAUCCCCAGCAGAAGGAGAAGCUGAAGGGGGAGAUUCGGCGGGCGCAGGAUAAGCUGCGCUCUGCACAGAAUAAGAAGCGCGAGGCGGAUGUGCAGGCUGAGCACAAGAAGCGCGAGAAGCAGUUGAUUCGUGAGGGCAAGAAGGCCAAUCCAUACUACCUGAAGAACUCGGAGCUGAAGAAGCAGGUUCUUGAGCGGAAGUUCAGUGAGAUGGGAUCCCGGGAACGUGGAAAGGCGCUUGAGAGAAGACGGAAGAAGAUGACUUCUAAAGAGCGAAAGGAGAUGCCUUGGGAGAGGAGAGGUGUGGAGGGUGGUGGUGGUGAUGAUGGGGGCAUGCCCAAUGGAGGGAAGAGGCGGAGGUUGGAGUAG
This is a messenger RNA of Penicillium paradoxum, 1056 nucleotides long. RefSeq names its product putative pre-rRNA processing protein (gene rrp36). The transcript is spliced from 2 exons. Gene Ontology annotation, biological process: maturation of SSU-rRNA from tricistronic rRNA transcript (SSU-rRNA, 5.8S rRNA, LSU-rRNA). Lineage: Eukaryota; Fungi; Ascomycota; Eurotiomycetes; Eurotiales; Aspergillaceae. The coding region runs from base 1 to 1056 and encodes 351 amino acids. The record is from RefSeq and is a predicted model, not a curated record. Gene Ontology annotation, cellular component: nucleolus; 90S preribosome.